AUAAACCAACUCCCCAAAAGUGACAUUUCAUUAAGCAUUCGCAACUACCACAAGUUUCAAACUUCAACCACGAACCUUGUUGGAUUGUUCAAGAGUGCAAAGAAGAAGAAGAAGAAGGGGAGGGAGGGAGGGAGAGAGAGAGAGAUAAGGAAAUUUUGUUUGACAUCUUGAACAACUACUCCUGGCAAGUUUAUUGACAAGUUCUUGCUCAAGCAAUGGCGCUUGUAGAGUAGAAUUGCAUCACUGCAUCGAGCGGAAGAAGACAUGGCUAGGAUCAGAGAGGUGAUGGGCGGGGGAGAGAUGUCUGGAGGCGAUGGCGCGGUGGCGGCAGCGGUGGAGAAGGCGGUGAGGUGCCUCGGCAGGGGGAUCGACAUGGCGGGCGACCUGAGGCUGAAGCACUGCAAGGAUGCUGGGGGCUGCCUGGUCCUGAGGAGCGGCGAGAAGAAGGCGGCAGCGGCAGCGGCGGCGAAGGUCGUCGUGCCGGGAUUCGGGGUCGUCGCCGAUGUGCCCGCCGACGUCAAGUGCGGCAAGGGCGACCGGAUCAGGUUCAAGUCCGACGUGCUCGAGUUUAACAAGAUGUCUGAGGUGUUCAACCACCGGAAUUCGCUGACGGGGAAGAUCCCGUCGGGGCUCUUCAACUCGUGCUUCGGCCUCGAGUGCAGCUCAUGGGCAGAGGACGCCUCCGCCACCAAGUGCCUGGCGUUCGACGGCUACUUCAUCUCCCUCCUCGACCUCCGGCUCGACUGCCGGCCACUCGCCCUCGCCGACCACGUCGUCCGUGACGUGCCGGCGGCGUGGGACCCGUCAGCCAUUGCAAGUUUCAUCGAGAAGUAUGGGACCCAUAUCGUUGUUGGACUGAGCUUGGGUGGCCAGGAUGUGGUGUAUGUGAAGCAGGACAACUCGUCUCCACUGUCUCCAUCUGAGAUCAAGGAGCACUUGGACAGGCUAGGCGACCAGCUCUUCACCGGGACAUGCACUCUGCCCCCUUCAAACCGCAAAUCCAGGGACCACAAAUUUAAGGUCCCCGAGGCCUUCAAUGUAUUUGAUGCCCAAGUGACACGGCAAAAGCUUGAAGGAAUGAUUGCUCCAGUAUCCUGCAAAGAGGGUGUGACAGUGAUACACUCCAAGAGGGGAGGGAAUGCAGCAGCGAGCGACCACUCAGAGUGGCUGCUCACUGUGAUGGCAAUGCCGGAAGCAAUCAACUUCAAGCUUGUGCCCAUCACAUCCCUUCUCAAGGGAGUAACUGGUGUGGGCUUCCUGUCUCAUGCCAUAAACCUGUACCUCAGAUACAAACCUCCAAAGGAAGAACUGAGGUACUUCCUGGACUUCCAGCACCACAGAUUGUGGGCCCCAGUAAACAGUGACCUACCACUUGGUCCCUGCUCGAACCGACAAGGUGCUAGCCCGGCAUUGCACUUCCGCCUUGUAGGUUCAAAGCUAUAUGUCAGCUCAAGCGAGGUGAUUGUUCCAAGAUUACCGGUCACCGGGAUGAGAUUGCAUCUGGAGGGCAAGAAAAACAACCGGUUAGGCAUCCACCUGCAACAUCUGUCGAACACCCCAACGUUCAUCAAGGAGAGAUCAGCCAAGCAGCCGAUAUGGCGCGGAUCAGAGAUGAUCUCCGACGAGCGGUACUACGAGCCGGUCCAGUGGAGAAUGUUUGCCCAUGUCUGCACGGUGCCGGUGAAGUACGAUCCUCGCUGGGGCAGCACAGCCGGCUCACCAUCGGCGUACAUCGUCUCCGGCGCUCAGCUCCACGUCAAGGCUCAUGACUCGACCAACAUACUCCACCUCAGGCUUUUGUACACCGAGCUGCUGGGGUACAAGGUGGUGCAGUCCAAAUGGGCGCACAACACGGUGAGGCUGUCGGGGAAAGGGAGCUUCCUGUCCAUGUCAUUGGUGGCAUCUUCGGGUGCCGUUGAGGAGGAGCGGCAGCCGGCGAGGGUUCACAUCGACUCCGGCGUGUUCGCCGGCGGGCCACCCGUGCCCGUUGGGACCCAGAGGCUGCUCAAGUUUGUCGAGACGUCUCAGGUGACCAUGGGGCCACAGGACAGUCCUGGGUACUGGCUGGUCACCGGCGCGAAGCUGGAUGUUGAGAAAGGGAAGAUCUCCCUGCACGUCAAGUUCUCCCUGCUUGCUCCAGUUCCCUGACAAGGAUUAGAAGAACUGUACAGUACUCUGCUGCUAGGAGAAAGCCUCUGUAAAAUCCAACUUCCUAACUCGCCAUCCACAUUCCCAUUUUUGUGCAUAUCUGCAAAAUGCCAAAAUUAGGAGAUUCUUUGUGCAGUAAUGGUAAUAUGCAAAGUGAUAGAAUUACCUAAAUAGUCCAGCUUUAUGGCCUGUUACCUACUCUAGGCUCGUAUUUUUUAUUAUUUGUGUUGCAUAUUCUCCAACUUAAUAGAUGUAUAGCCAUCAUCCAUGCUAA
This is a messenger RNA of Setaria italica (foxtail millet), 2422 nucleotides long. Its product is annotated as MACPF domain-containing protein At1g14780. The transcript has 8 exons. NCBI's taxonomy places the organism in Eukaryota, Viridiplantae, Streptophyta, Magnoliopsida, Poales, Poaceae. Gene Ontology annotation, cellular component: plasma membrane. Bases 265 to 2148 code for a protein of 627 amino acids. Gene Ontology annotation, biological process: regulation of salicylic acid mediated signaling pathway; plant-type hypersensitive response. The record is from RefSeq and is a predicted model, not a curated record.